Molecule: messenger RNA, 3372 nt
Organism: Coffea eugenioides
Lineage: Eukaryota; Viridiplantae; Streptophyta; Magnoliopsida; Gentianales; Rubiaceae
Product: protein NLP6-like
Exons: 8
Coding region: 1-3168 (1055 amino acids)
Molecular function (GO): DNA-binding transcription factor activity; protein binding
Source: RefSeq, a predicted model, not a curated record
AUGGUCCAGACGUCAAGAAACUAUGUGAAUAUAGGAAGCACUGUUUGGGAUUACACUAUUAGAGAGUAUCCUCAACGUGAUUAUGCAGUCGGCUGUUUCCGGGGAUACUGGGCGUUGCCAAUCUAUCAUCAUCCUACUCGACACCUCCCCAUUGGUGUACUCGAAAUUGUAUCACCAUAUGGUGUUGCUGUCUUACAUCGACGUCGGGUUUUGGAGAAGCUUCAGAAUCUACCACGGGAGGUGAAUCUGACGACUACUUGUGUAAGCCUCCCUGCAGAAGUAAAUUCAUGUCAAGAUGGAGAAAUUGCUAUAAUUGACCAAGCAUUGAGCAAGGUGAGGCAAAUACGUGGACUGGGUUAUGCUGAUACUGAAACUUGGACUAUUUCUGGAGAAAUACUAAGUUCUCGUGAAGGUGUAGAUUUUAUUCGGAAGGGACAAGGGGUAGUUGGGAGAGCAUUCUCAUCCAAAAGUGCAUGCUUUUGUAGGGAUAUAAGACAAUUAAGCAUAACAGACUACCCGUUGGUACCCAUUGCACGAUCCUACAAGUACUCUGCCUGUUUUGCAGUUUGUUUGCAGAGCCCUUGCCCAAAAAAUUGCAUUUACGUACUGGAGUUCUUUCUACAUAUGAAUGAAAAAGAUGAAGAUGAAGAAGAUCCUCGGACAUUGUUGAACAGCCUAAUGGAGACAUUGAAAGAAUGCCUCGGAAUUUCUUUUAAGAUUGCUUCAGGACAAGAAUUGGGGCAGAAAUUGACUGUUGAGGUUAUAAAGGUCUCUCGAGAGGAUGAAUUUGGUUCUUUUGUAAUCUGCAGUACUACUGUUAUCGGAGGAGAAGGAAUGACAAAGCUACAAAUGGCUCCUUUUUCUGUGGAAGGUUUGGGGCCUUGUGAACUAAUAUCCUCCCAUUCAUUUAACAAUUAUUAUCACCAGUGGGUUUUCUGGAGCACAUGCGGCAAUGACGAAGGAGGCUGCGGGAAGCCUCAUCAUCUCUCAGCCACUGCGGACGGUGCCGUGUUCACGGACGACAUCAAAUGCUGUCUACAGCUUGUUAUGGAAACAUUAAUACCGUGUCAUUGUCUAGUUCAGUUUUGGGGUUUAGUGAAGACUCGGGACAAAACGUAUUUGACAACUCGUGACCAGCCUUUUGCUCUCCAUUACGGCCACUUCAAUGGUGGAGACGCCAAGAAACUAUGUGAAUAUAGGAAGCACUGUUUGGAGUACUUAUUCCCGGUCGAUGAAGAUGAUGAUGAUCAUGAGAUUGGUCCCCCUGGUCGGGUGUUCCGCAGUGGGUUGCCUGAAUUUGCAUGGCAUGUGGCAGAUUACACUAUUAGAGAGUAUCCUCAACGUGAUUAUGCGGUCGGCCGUGUCAAGGAAUACUGGGCGUUGCCAAUCUAUCAUCAUCCUACUCAGCACCUCCCCAUUGGGGUACUGGAAAUUGUAUCACCAAGUGAUUUUAACGAAUUACCUCGACGUUGGGUUCUGGAGAAGCUUCAGAAUCUACCAUGGGAGUUGAAUCUGACAACUACUUGUGUAAGCCUCCCUGCAGAAGUAAAUUCAUGUCAAGAUGGAGAAAUUGCUAGAAUUGAACAAGCACUGAACAAGGUGAGUGAAAUGUGUGGACUGUAUGAUGCUGAAAGUUGGACUAUUUCUGGAGAAAUACUAAGUUCUCGUGAAGGUGUAGAUUUUAUUCGGAAGGGACAAGGGGUAGUUGGGAGAGCAUUCUCAUCCAAAAGUGCAUGCUUUUGUAGGGAUGUAAGACAGUUAAGCAUAACAGAGUACCCGAUGGUACCCAGGGCACGACACUUGAAGAGAUCUGCCUGUUUUGCAGUUUGUUUGCAGAGCCCUUGCCCGAACAAGUGCAUUUACGUAUUGGAGUUCUUUUUACCUAUGUAUGAAGAAGUUGAAGAUGAAGCAGACUAUGGGGAAGAUGAAGAUGAAGAUGAAGCAGACUAUGGGGAAGAUGAAGAUGAAGAUAAAGUAGACUAUGGGGAUCCUAGGACAUUGUUGCACAGCCUAAUGGAGACAUUGAAAGAAUGCCUGGGAAGUUCUUUUAUGAUUGCUUCAGGACAAGAAUUGGGGCAGAAAUUGACCGUUGAGGUUAUAAAGAUCUCUUCAAAGGAUGAAUAUGAUUCUUUUGAAAUCUGCAAUACUACCGGUAUCGAAUCUACACCUAGGCUUGGCGAAGUACGAGGAGAAGGAAUGAUGCAACUUGAUUUCUCAUCUCAGCAAGUUGAUGCUGCAAAUGGUAUCCAUGAACAGCAGAAUGGAAGUGUUGGAUCUACACCUAGGCUUGCAAAAGCACAAGGAGGAGAAGGAAUGACGCAAGUUGAUUUCUCACCUCAGCAAGUUGAUACUACAAGUGCUUAUAUGAAUGGUGUCCAUGGGCAGCAGAGUGGAAUUUCUGGAUCUCCACCUAGAACAGAGCACACGCAAGAAUUAACGGUAGGAGUUGAUGUUGUACACAAUUCUCUGAAUGGCAUUUAUGAACAGAACAAUGGAAUUGUUGAAAGCCCACAUAGACAGGAGCUCCCGCAGAACAUAGAAAACAUAGCGCAUGAUGAAGGAAAUAUGGAAAUCGAUGUGGCAAAUCCUGAAAGAGGUGGUGCUAGUAUAGAACCGAGUGACAGGGAAGUGAUUAACAUAAAAAAGCAAAAGUCAAGUUAUACUUUAAAAAGCGAACUUGGAAUUACUCGUGAGGUUCUUGAACAAAAUUCUUGGAGGAAUCUUAAGGAUGCUGCAAAAGUUCUUCAAGUUAGUCGAUCUACAUUGAAGCGUAUAUGUAGGGACUUCGGUAUUAACAGAUGGCCACCUCGUAAAGCAAGAAAGGUUAAUCAAGCCUCUGCUGAACAGAGAGUUGUUCAGCCUUCUACUGAAAAUACUGAAGAACGACACCGGCCAGACACCACAAGGCUAGGAGAUGAUAGUAGCAUCUGGGUGAAAGCAGAAUAUCAAGGAGACACCAUGAAGUUUAGACUUCCAUUGUCAGCCCAUAAAUUCAACUUGGAGGAGAAAGUUGCACAACGAUUGAAUCUACCGAUUGGAAGUUUUAAAAUUCAGUAUCAGGAUGAGGAGAAUGAAUGGAUUUGGAUAGCCUGUGAUGAAGAUUUGAGUACCUGUACGAGCACGUUAAGCUCACUAGGUAGGACAACAAUUAGAAUGUUGGUCAGGUGAUAGCAUAUUUAUGAGCCUUUGUAUAAUUAAUCUAUUUUUUAAGCCUAUGGUGCUCUAGUCUGCUGUAGCUUCCAAAUACCUACAUUUUAGGUUCAUUGACUAGAUAAAUAUGGCAGAUGAAGAAGAUGCCUCCCACACUUCAAUGAUCCUAGUGCGUUGUGUCCGGUCCACUCUAUAGAACUUCUUUUACUUUGGUUUAAAAAA